AUGGCUGCGGGCGACUCAUCCGGCUUACUUGACUUGUUCCCGGUAUCCAUUCUCCUAUCCGGGCUGUUCGUUAUGGGUUUCUUGUCGUGGAUGCGCCCUACAGGCCGAGUAUCGUUCUAUAAUGCAAAGGAUAACAGCCUUCGUCUGACCAAGAAAAUUGGCAAGUCUGGGUCCAAAGAGCAGACGACAUUGGCAGAUCUUUGUCGGAGUGCGACCCCCACAAAAUGCCAGCUCAACCCUUUCCUUUUCAAUGGUCAUCUGCAGACAGCGUGGACGACGAUGAAGUUUGACAAUGUGCCCGUGUACUACAAACGUCGGGUACUACAAGCCAACACCCCCAUGCUCACUGGUCACUUUGCAGUGGACUUCGUGACCGAGCCGUACGAAGUUCCCCAGGAUGGCCCGAGGACUGAUCCGGAGAGGAAGUACACCCAGCCGUCAGGGUUACCCGAACGGACCGCUUUCUUCACUGAGGAAGAAUUCGCUGCUCUCCCGUCGGAUGACACCAAACCUAUGCUGGUGGUGCUUCAUGGCCUCAGCGGUGGCUCGCACGAGCUUUAUCUGCGCCACGUUCUUCACCCCCUGAUUGCUGAUGGAACCUGGGAAGCUUGCGUCGUCAACUCUCGAGGCUGCGCUCAGACGAACAUCAGCAGCGGCGUGCUCUACAACGCCCGCGCUACGUGGGAUGUGCGUCAAGCCGUUCAGUGGCUGCGUCAAAUGUUUCCGAACAGACCACUUUUUGGCAUCGGGUUCUCCCUCGGUGCAAAUAUCCUGGCUAACUACCUGGGAGAAGAAGGAGAUAAGUGUCUAUUGAAAUCGGCCGUACUGGUUGCCAGCCCAUGGAAUCUUGAAGUCAGUUCUGCGAACUUGCAAAGCACGUCGAUCGGCCUUGCGUACAGUCGAGUGAUGGGAUCUAGCAUGAAGAGGCUUUUUGAGGCGCACGUCGACGCAGUCUCCAAGAAUCCUCGCAUUAAUGUUGAGGAGGUGCGGAGCAUUACUUACUUGCACGAGUUUGAUCGGGCCGUACAAUGCGCUUCUUGGGGCUAUCCCACCGAGGGCGCGUACUAUCGCGAUGCCGCCUCGAUUGAUACUAUGCUGAAUAUUCGUAUUCCCUUCUUCGUUGUCCAGGCGGAAGACGAUCCGAUCGCAUCUGCCAAUGCACUGCCAUGGCAAGAGAUCAAGCAAAACCCCUACGGAGUCAUGAUGACUACGUCCUGGGGUGGGCAUCUCGGUUGGUUCGAGCUUGGAGGGGACCGAUGGUUUGUCAAGCCGGUAAGUUCACCACUCUUUAUCGGCCAUGAAGCAGUCUGA
This is a messenger RNA of Aspergillus terreus NIH2624, 1311 nucleotides long. RefSeq names its product putative hydrolase, alpha/beta fold family. The transcript is spliced from 5 exons. Gene Ontology annotation, molecular function: monoacylglycerol lipase activity; acetylesterase activity. Gene Ontology annotation, biological process: medium-chain fatty acid catabolic process; medium-chain fatty acid biosynthetic process. The coding region runs from base 1 to 1311 and encodes 436 amino acids. Lineage: Eukaryota; Fungi; Ascomycota; Eurotiomycetes; Eurotiales; Aspergillaceae. The record is from RefSeq and is a predicted model, not a curated record.